Messenger RNA from Hemisphaericaspora subhashii, 1398 nucleotides. Its product is annotated as F-box protein. Bases 1 to 1398 code for a protein of 465 amino acids. The record is from RefSeq and is a predicted model, not a curated record. The transcript has a single exon. NCBI's taxonomy places the organism in Eukaryota, Fungi, Ascomycota, Pichiomycetes, Serinales, Debaryomycetaceae. Gene Ontology annotation, molecular function: protein binding.
AUGGCGGAAGCACCUCAAAGUAGGAAAGAUGUUCCUGGUGGCGUUGUUAUAAAUAUUCCGAAUUCGGAAAUGCAGUUAGUGCUCAGUAAUGUACCAAAGGAAGGAUCUUCAAUAGAUCUUCUAUUGGAAGAAGUUAAACAGCUACGUAUUCAAAUGAAUGACAUACAAAACUACCUAAAACCCAAAAAUGAUAUGACCAGCGGAAUAUUUACGCUUCCAGAUGAAAUAUUAUCAUUGAUUUUAGAAUAUUUGAAUCAAAUGGAUACAAUUCACUUAGCUUUAACUCAUCGAUUCUUUGAUGAGGUCUGUAAGGAGAAAUUAUUUAGGUCAAUUUAUGUCUACGAUAAUAGCGAAGACAUCGUGAUAAAUAUUCCAAAGAAGUUAUAUUUACCAUUUUAUAUCAAGCAAACGAUAAUAGACUUGGAUACGUUUUUUCGAUUACUAUCAAGCACUCACUACAAACCCGAGUUAGUUAAGAGCAUACUUUUUGCAAAUGAUAAUAUUGUGAACCACAUGACGUUGGACUCUAUUGUUAAAAAUGCCACAAGUUGUAGCAUUAGGUUUAGGGAUGUUGUGCACGAUGACACCAAAUCGUGGCUAUUCAACCAUCAGAAAACGACUGCUUCCGAUUAUUACUUGUAUACAUAUAGUUUCAAAAAGACGAACCCUCGAGAUAUCCCAGAGGGAGUACGACUUAUAACUGCGGAACCAUUCUUCGGGAGGGUUAUAACGGAAAGAGCUAUGUCAAACAUGAAAAGAUUGAAGAGCAUCAAACUAGCUAACCCGCCCUCAUUUAAUGUUGAUGAACCGAUUGUAGUAGACGAAUUAUAUUUGAUAGCAAAUGGAGCCACCCCAGUACGUGAUAUUUUGAAAUGGUUUGAUCUCCUGAAACUUUCAAGAUUAAAAAUCUUGUGUAACCAGGAAGCAUUUUCAGAUAGAAUAUGCGCUUUGGCAUCUGAAUUGAAAUCACUCCGAGCUGUGGAACUUGACUUGCGAACAUGGGAUAAGUGGCGCAAGUUUACGGAAAUGUUGAAAUGUGAGUCUUUACAAGAAAUUUACUUCCCUCCUUCUCUUGCCUCAUUAGAACAGUUCAAGGAGCUUGAGGAGCUUCCAUUCAAACAUCUGUAUCAUUUGAAAAUAAUAAGUUUCUCGUCAAUGGAAGAACAUACGACUUACCAAGGUGGAUGGGAUGCUUGGAAGAGGCUCUGUGGACCAGCAGAUAGCAUUGAAGAGGUUUCGAAGAAAAUUUUGGAAAGUAUGCAUCCAGGUCUUUUCGGCUCUGUAGAAACGAGGUUUCACGCAUUAAAGGAAUUGAUUGUUUCCAGGCAGGUUUUAGUAUUUGAUCGAGGACGCAGAUAUCCUCGCUUUGUUCCUGUUGAAUUUUAUGGUGGCAAUUGA